This is a messenger RNA of Staurois parvus, 350 nucleotides long. The record is from the annotation of a GenBank genome assembly. NCBI's taxonomy places the organism in Eukaryota, Metazoa, Chordata, Amphibia, Anura, Ranidae.
UGCACUGUGUCCCUCGGACACAGCGGAUCACCGAUCAACGGAAAGAGCGGAAGAUGUCGGCUCAGUCAUGUGCCGGUCACGCUGACAGCUUAGCACUGAUGAUCAGUGUGCCCUCAUGAUCUGUGUAGCCCCAGCAGCGCCACCUGUCAGUGUCCAUCAGUGCCAGCUCUCAGUGCUCAUCCAUGCCACCUGCCAGUGCCCAUCAGUGCCACAUUUCAGUGCCCAUCAGUGCCACAUAUCAGUGCCCAUCUGAGCUGCCACUCAGUGUCACCCAUCAGUGCCACCUAUCAGUGCUGCCAAUCAGUGCCACCUAUCAGUGUGCAUCAGUGCUGCCUGUCAGUGCCCAUCAG